AUGCGUUUCUUUCCGCACCCAGAUCCCCAAAUUUACUGGGAAAUUCCUUCGGCCUGGUCACUAUUCUGUCGUACACCAAAUAAAUCCUGGAAAAGGCGUCCCCUCGAAACUAAACAUACGGUUUUGUAUUGGCGCGAUUUGGAAGGCGCGAAAAUUGAAUGGAUAAUGAAGAAACAUUUGGAAUUUGAAAAUUGGCCUGACACUCGCAUACGUUUGGAAGCCUGCCUACCCAUUUAUUAUAGCGUAGGGGCGCGCUUUAUACGAUUGGAGAAGACUUUGGUUGGCUUUAAAUGCAGUGAAAUGCCGUUAAGUCUCGUCGAAGCACGUGAGGUGAAAGCUUAUUGGCGAGCAGUGGCUAGAGAAAAGCGACGACUUGCGAAAUUGAAGAAGAAGGCAGCAAAGGAAGCAAAAAAGAAAGCGGCAGCUCGAGCAGCUUUGAGAGGAUAA
Molecule: messenger RNA, 447 nt
Organism: Glossina fuscipes
Lineage: Eukaryota; Metazoa; Arthropoda; Insecta; Diptera; Glossinidae
Exons: 1
Coding region: 1-447 (148 amino acids)
Source: RefSeq, a predicted model, not a curated record